Molecule: messenger RNA, 1051 nt
Organism: Rhagoletis pomonella (apple maggot)
Lineage: Eukaryota; Metazoa; Arthropoda; Insecta; Diptera; Tephritidae
Exons: 2
Coding region: 1-975 (324 amino acids)
Source: RefSeq, a predicted model, not a curated record
AUGCCUUUUUUACCCGAGGAAACUCUCAAAACACAACGUGUAGAAAUUUAUUUAAACGAUCUUAAAGAAAGAUUGAAGGAUUUGCGUGUACAACAUGACGAGGUCAUACAAAACUCAGUGGAUAUUAUUAAAGAAAUUGAUGAAGUUUCUUCCGGACUUUUACUGCCACAAAAAAUCGGGAAAUGUUCUAGCGACAAUGUUACCAAAAUAAAAAGACUUAUACAAGAGUUUGAAACGGCAAGAGAAUCGAAUUCAAAAAAGAUGCCAAUAUCCAUCGAAAGUAAAGUAGAUAUCCGUAAAAUUUUACAGAAUUUUGAACAGCUGAAUGAAAGUCAAGUACUUAAGGAGAGCCUUGUGCUUUUCAAACGCGCUAAAGAAUCACUCGAGAAAAUAGAUACGUUCCUCGGUACAAACUUGGAUAAUGUUAUAAUACAAUCAGUGAAUACAAACAAACCGAAUGCUGGACACGCGAUCAUAAGUGUGAACGCAACUGUUGUGGAGCUUAACGGUGUCAAAGAAAGUAUAUCAUUUAACCUAAGCAGAGAUACCAAACAAACGUUUGCCAACUGCGGAAGUAAAAAUGUAACGGAUGAUUCUUUAAAAUUGGCAAAUGACCCUGUCUUAUUCACUAACCCAGCUGAAUUAGCGGCCACUGGGAGUCAAAUAUCAUCCAAUAGCAAUUCUAGUUUAAGGGAUCGCAUAGAUAUGUUUAAUAACAAAGAGGCGCCGCUUGCAAUCGAUUACAAUAAAUUAAAAGAUAUAACGCCAUCCUGCUACGCUUCGUGCUGCAGCAGUCUAACCAGUGUGGACGCCUAUCAAUCUACGGAAAAUUUGUGUGAAUACAAGAUGAUUAAUAAUGAGAGCAAUGGUGUAAACUCUCUAGAAAUUGGUUACGAAGGCGACAAUGAUGAUAGUGAGUACGACUUAUUUGCAACUAAGCGGAAGAAAGACAAAAUUUCCUCUGCAAAUCAGUAGGCGAGAUCGUUUAGGGACCAAAUGCAUGGGGGUAUGUCAGAGCAGUGUUGGGAGUUGUAAAAUAACGUUAUUUCUA